AUGGAUCAUGACGCUGGCUUCCUAUUGGCUGAUCCCACGGCGGCCUUCAUCCAGACAGAUCACGCUGAGAUUGGGACCAGGACCGACCCGAGUCUGGCCCAGACCGACCCGAGUCUGGCCCAGACCGACCCGAGUCUGGCCCAGACCUACCCGAGUCUGGCCCAGACCGGCCCGAGUCUGACGUCUCCGUGGAAGACGCUACAAUCACUGCGUCUGCUUUGUUGA
Messenger RNA from Knipowitschia caucasica, 225 nucleotides. NCBI's taxonomy places the organism in Eukaryota, Metazoa, Chordata, Actinopteri, Gobiiformes, Gobiidae. The record is from the annotation of a GenBank genome assembly.